AAGCUAACUCACCAAACCUAACAUCACAUCUUCAUUUUCACGUAACAUUGUUCUCUAUAUAAAUUCCGCAUCUCGGAAUAAUUUAUAAGCUCAUUCCAUUUCAAAUUUGCCGGCACUUCAAUUUACGUCCCGGAAUUUAUUUGGAUCUGGCCGGAAUAUUCUACUCCGGCUACCCACGUUAAUUGUCCCAUCUUUACAAUCAAUUUCACAGGCCAGGUUAAACUUUGCAUAGCCCUAGUAAUUAUUUGGGGAUUUUGAGCUGAUGAAGAACGGGAUGAUAGAGUGCAGUGUCUGUCAUUCCAAGCUGGUCUCUCCAUCCACAAAAUCUGUUUCACGGGCAUAUGAUCGCCACAGGAACAAGGUAUCAUCAAAGCAACGGGCUCUCAACUUCCUUUUGGUUGGUGGUGAUUGUGUCCUGGUUGGUUUACAGCCUAUCUUGGUUUUUAUGUCAAAGGUGGAUGGAAAAUUUAAGUUUAGCCCUAUUAGUGUCAACUUUUUGACUGAGGCUGUGAAAGUUAUUUUCGCGAUUGUAAUGCUUCUAAUCCAGGCUAGGAGGCAGAAGGUUGGUGAAAAGCCGCUUCAAUGUGCAAAAUGGUGCAAUGAUGUUGUGGUUGAAGAUGCCCUAAAAGACUGGCCAGUUGCAGUUCGUGGAGGUGAACCAUCCAUACCUUUUAGAAUCUAUCGAUAUGUUCUAAAAAACGACGCCUCGACCCGCCUAUGGAAAACUGCCUGCGCUCGCACAUUUUAA
Olea europaea var. sylvestris is the source of this 748-nucleotide messenger RNA. RefSeq names its product CMP-sialic acid transporter 4-like. The record is from RefSeq and is a predicted model, not a curated record. Bases 263 to 748 code for a protein of 161 amino acids. Lineage: Eukaryota; Viridiplantae; Streptophyta; Magnoliopsida; Lamiales; Oleaceae. The transcript has 5 exons.